Molecule: messenger RNA, 1356 nt
Organism: Amaranthus tricolor (Joseph's coat)
Lineage: Eukaryota; Viridiplantae; Streptophyta; Magnoliopsida; Caryophyllales; Amaranthaceae
Exons: 3
Coding region: 140-1078 (312 amino acids)
Biological process (GO): rRNA base methylation
Cellular component (GO): cytoplasm
Molecular function (GO): rRNA (uridine-N3-)-methyltransferase activity
Source: RefSeq, a predicted model, not a curated record
ACGACACUGUCUCUUCGGCAACAUAACCAACCCCACCCGACCCGACCCGCAAUUGAUGGAUUAUUAAUUGGAAAGAAUUCCUUAAAUUUGAAGGACAAUGCAAGUUGGUAGUUCCUAGUUCCUAUACUAGGUAGUGAAAAUGGGUCAAAUAAUAUCCUACUUAUGUAAAUGGAGAUACCCAAGAACUUAUAAAUCAAAUUACGAAACAAUAGUAUCUCAACAAGAUAACAAUGAGAGUAAACCACCAGAACAGCAUUGCAUUAUUAACAUUUCCGAUCAAAAUGAGACUGAAAAACAAGAAGCGGUUGAUCAGGCCGAGAAAGAUUAUCAUAAGUUAGAUGAUGAUGAUGAUCAUGGAAAUGAGCAAAUUGUGGUAGAAGAUGCCGUACAAGUAGAAGUGGUGGUUGAAAAUAAUGUGAGUACUACUACUAAUACUACGAUUAGUAAUAGUAAUAGGAUUCCAAGUGAAAUUAGUAGUGUUAAGAGAAUAGGGCAAUACAACAGCACUCAGAAGAUAUUACUGGUUGGGGAUGGUGACUUUUCUUUUUCUGCUUCUUUAGCCCUCGCUUUUGGAGAUUCUGCUCUCAAUAUCACUGCUACUUCUUUUGAUUCCCAAGAGUUUUUAAUGAACAACUACGGCAAGUUCUUCGGCAACAAGGCACAUCUACAGGCUCGAGGUAGCAAGGUCCUUCAUGAUGUUAAUGCAAACAAAAUGGCGAAGCACCCAAUCUUAAUCAACUAUUUAUAUGAUCGUGUAAUUUUCAAUUUUCCUCAUGCAGGCAGAUUCACUCAUACUGAUUCUAACCUUCAGAAACAUCAGAAAUUAAUCAGAGGUUUUCUAAGAAACGCAAAAAAAAUGAUUGAAGAUGAUGGGGAAAUUCACAUAACGUCAAAAUGUAAUGGGUUUUACUUAAAAUGGGAUAUACCGAAACUUGGAAGUGAUCUUGGGUUACAUCUUUUUCAAGAAAUGAAGUUUAAACGUGGGAAGUAUCCUGGCUAUAACACCAAGUAUGGGUUUGGAGGAGAUAAAAAUUUUGACUGCAAUCCCAGUAAGACCUACAUGUUUCGUCUGUUAUGAUCAUAAUUGGAGGUUCGCCAGAAUAGUUUAUUGUGUAAUUUUAACUUAUUUUGAUAAAAUAGAGGGCUGGAUGGUCAAACCAUCAAAUAUUAAUGUUUGGUAAACUAGUUGAUUGAAACAUUAUAUUGUUAAAUAAGUUAUUUUGAACAAUGUACUUAUAUAGUAGUAGAUUUAAAAUUAGCUGGUCAAACCAGUUAGCAAAUGAGUUGAUCAAAUUAACUAUGAACCAUUUGUCAAACACCUUGAAUUAUAUAACAAUGUUGAAUAACUUUGCCUUU